Panonychus citri (citrus red mite) is the source of this 1658-nucleotide messenger RNA. RefSeq lists its product as uncharacterized. The transcript is spliced from 2 exons. NCBI's taxonomy places the organism in Eukaryota, Metazoa, Arthropoda, Arachnida, Trombidiformes, Tetranychidae. Gene Ontology annotation, cellular component: nucleus. Gene Ontology annotation, molecular function: nucleosome binding; protein binding. Gene Ontology annotation, biological process: chromatin organization. The record is from RefSeq and is a predicted model, not a curated record. Bases 168 to 1658 code for a protein of 496 amino acids.
UUAAGUGAACAGAUAAAAUAAAUGAACCUUCGGUUAGAAAGGAAAUUGUAUCGAGUUUUUUAUUUUUAAUUGUAAUCAUCUGGUCUUUGAAUGUGAAUUCUAACCAUUUAUUGUGUCACUUUCUCUAAAUACAGUUGAUUUUUGGAUCAUCUUUACCUUUGAUCUUCAUGGCAAAAGUAGCAAGUAAUCAAUCGAUCGCCAAGUUGGACUGUGGCCACGACCAAAGUGAAGUUUUUUAUAUUCAUAAAUGUUUGAAGACUUUUUGUUAUAAGUGUGAGCAAGAAAAUCUUUCGUGUGUCCUGUGUAAAUCUGAACUAGUCGAAACUGAUUAUCUCAAAGCCAUUGAAAGGAAAAGAUGUGAAGAUACUUCCAUUUGCAACCGUCAAGCCAUUUACCGUUGUUCGUGUGGAAACAAAGAUUUUUGUGAGGCUCAUUUACUUAAAUUUCACAGAACAGUUUUACCAUCAAAAAGAUGUUGUGUUGUGAUACUCGAUUCGGACUCAGAUUAUCAACCAUGUUCCAAGUGUAAAAAUUUCAUCGGUCGAUAUGUGGACUUCAAAACUAAUGAGUUUUUCUGUGCUUCAUGCAAAAAGGAUAAUAAUUCAUCUACUUUAGUGAAAAUUGAGCUAAACGAUGACAACAAUAAUACCGACAACAUAGCCAACAAUUUAAAAAUUCAUCUUGAUAAUUUACAAAAGCGAUUGGAUCUGUUGAACAGAAAAUUGAAAGAUUAUACGAUCGAGAUAGAAAACGAAAAGGCCGAAUUCAAUAAAGGAAUCGGUCACAUGAGAAGUAAAUUAGAAAGUUACUUGAGUGCUAACAAGGUCAAAAUUGAUUCUUUGCGAGCGGAAGUGGACAAAUUAAAACAAUUUUCGAAUCAAUUGAAUCGCAGUGAUAAAUUUGGAAUAAUCGAUCUCAUCAAGUCGAAUAAGCUUAACAAUAAGCUUGCAGACUCGAAAUUAAAGUUAUGGGUCGAAGAGAUAGUGAAAUCGUAUGUUAUUCCUGAAUUAACCAAAUCGGAUGUAGAUUGGGCUAAAGAAUCUGAAAGAGCUUUUCGCGAGUUGGUUCCUGGUCCACGGAACUGGAAGCUUAAUCAUGGUCCUUUUUUUCCUGAUAAUUUACUCAAAUUAACUUACGACUUAAUCAAAGAACAACUUUUGCACCAGAAUAUCUGUAGAGCUCCAUCUUGUUACUGUGAACAAAACAAUCUCAUGAAAAAAGUUCACGACCUUAAGACUGAAUGUAAACUCUCGCAAAAUAAUCUGGAUUAUUUUCUCGAUUGCUCAUCAAUCGCUGGUGGUGAUGUAACUCUAUUGGUUGAAACUGGUAAACGAGCUCUUAAUCAGUCUGAUUUUCGCGUCGCUCGAGUUUGUUUUGAAGAAGCUCAUCGAAUCAGUCCGACCAAUUGGAUUGUUCUUGACACUUUAAUGGGUCUUUACUUCAUUUUCAAUGAUAACAGUAAUUGUCUUAAGCUCGCAAUCAAAGGUUUGACUGCAGAUUGUAAUUACUUCAAAGCUCGUGUUUUAAUAUCAGAGAUUUUGAAAUCAACACCAACUUUAAAAUCAGAAAUACCUGUUGGUCUUGAUUAUCUACUCGAUUGUAGUUCCGAAGAUGAUUUGACAAGAAAAACAAAAAUUUUAGACGAACUCAAAAGAUGA